GUGCUGGUGGAGCUGGUGCUGAGCCUUGCUUCUGUGGACACCCUGACCACCUUCCCCUCAAAGUUUCAAGUGGGGCAAAUGAAUGGGGACGUGGUGGUGAAAUGCAACACCUCGGAGAAGCAAGUGAGCUGGACUCAGAAUGGGGACCCAGAGCCCAUGGCCGAGCUCCUGUCUGAGGGACAGACUCUCACCAUCCUCGGCUUAGACCUGCCAGCUGCAGGCAACUACAGCUGCUGGGCUGGUGCCAUCCUGCUGGACACUACCUAUGUGGUGGUCAGGAGCAGCCGUGAGGAGAGGAUGAACAUCUCCUGCCAGGCUGAGUCCUACCAUGGCUCCUUCCACUGCUCCUGGACUGGUCCCCACUCUGCUGUCUUCCGUGCCCGCCUCACUGGCAGCGAUGGCUCCAUGGGUGCAUGGGUGCUGGCAUCCAGCCACCAUGGACAGUUUGGUGCUAGCUUCAUGGACCCCUCAUUCUGCCCCUUUGCUGAGGAGCUGCACCCACUGCAGCUGCAGCUGGAGGGGCUCACGGACACCUCCUACCUCAACGUCUCCAGCCACUUCUUCGUCCGUGACAUUGUACGUCCAGACCCACCACAGAACCUGACCGUGUAUAGGCAAGGGGAGCAGCUCCUCCUGACCUGGGCCCCCCCAGUUUCCUGGCCACUCCCCAAGUCCUACUUUGCCCUGCUCUACCGACUGCAGUACGAGCUCUCCAAUGGCACCCAGGUGGACAAGUAUGUGGAGGGCAUGGAGGAAACGCAGCUGCAGGUGGGCACACGGCGAGUACGCAUCAGCUGCCAAGAUCCCUACACCAACCCGGCCUGGAGCCCAUGGAGUGAGUGGCAGGACCUUGAUGCCACCCAGCAGAGCCAGCUAUGA
Messenger RNA from Indicator indicator, 879 nucleotides. Its product is annotated as interleukin-12 subunit beta-like. The transcript has 6 exons. Gene Ontology annotation, cellular component: external side of plasma membrane; membrane. The annotation marks the transcript as partial. Lineage: Eukaryota; Metazoa; Chordata; Aves; Piciformes; Indicatoridae. Gene Ontology annotation, biological process: immunoglobulin mediated immune response; cytokine-mediated signaling pathway. Gene Ontology annotation, molecular function: cytokine receptor activity; protein binding. The record is from RefSeq and is a predicted model, not a curated record.